CUGGUAGGCUAUCAAAAAUCGGAACUUAGCUUAUAGUUACCUUGACUACGUCGCCAUUCAUGUAAAAUGGCUGUCAAACUUGAUAGGGAGGGCUAGUUAGUGAUUUGCACUUGAUUGCGAAUUAUACGUGUUGAGCACCAAAAUGGAUGGUAGAAUGAUGGUAGCCAGACUUCCUCCAAUUGAAAGGGGGAGGAGUCUUUCUCCACGAGCUGGACAGCAAUUUGAGGGAUUAACAGGACCAUCAUACAAGCUUAACGAUAAAUCCCAUCCCCUACCAAAUCCCAGGACUCUGAGACCAUACGUUGACACACAGUCCGGUGAUGUGGAUACUUGGCCAGCUCAUGCGAGUGGUCAGGCAGGGGCCUCCACAACGCUAAUGUUGUCAAAAAAUAAAAGUCUCAUUCUGUACGAUGAGGAGGCUAUGGGGAAACCUAAAAUGAUUCCCAAACCCAGGUUUCUGGAGCAACUGGAGAGUUACCUGAAGAAAGAGUUACGGGCCUUGGGGGUUACAGAUGUUAAUGCUAACGAACUAAGGCUACAGGCUCACAGAGAGGUUUUUGAAUAUCUGAUAGAGGACUUUAAGACCUACAAACCUCUCUUAUCAGCAGUAAAAAAUGAGUAUGAAAUGAUGCUGGCAUACCAGAGACAAGUUAUACGAGAACUGGAACCACUAAAGCAAAUGUUAGUGACAGUAUCGGAGCAGUGUGAUCAGAAGAUAAUGGCCAUCAGGGAGGAGGAAAAACAAGAGAUUAAAGAUUUGAAGGCUGAAAACAAGAGACUUCUGGAGAAAAUUCAGAACAUGCAGAAUGAGAGACUAGAUUUAGGUGCAGAAGUGAGAAAGUUAGAGGAUGAUCUAGCAGAAACUUACAAAAACUACAGAGAUGAACUAGAUUCUAAAAAGCUUUUGUUACAAGAAAUGAAUGAUAUGCGAGAUCAAAAGGAUGAUUUGAUGGCAUCUAAAGAGGCAGCUGAAAUGGAAGCCCAGGAUGACCCAGUUACACUCAAGAUAGCUCUUAGACAAGCCAGAGAUGAUGAAAAGAAUGCCACAAAGCGUUUGAAUGACAUGAUAACUAAUUAUUAUGAUGUCAUUCCAAGGAGGGACUUCGAGACUUUGGAAGCUAAAUAUAAUAAACUAGUCGAAGAUACAGACACAAUGAGAAGUGAUUUUGAUAAAUUGAAAGCUGAGCAUGACACACUUCUGGAUAUCCAGAAACAGGUCACCAGACAGAGAGACGAGUUCUAUGUAGAAUUAGAACAGAUGAAACGAGCUUCAACUCCAAGACCUGAUUGGGAGAAAAGUGCUGAUGUUAUAUCUGGGGGUGUUGUUCGGUGGAAGGAACUAUCUGAUGGGAAGUCUUCAAAUGACCUCGUGGAUGUUUUGCUGGCAGAAAUCCAAGCAGGUGGACCUGUUGAUUCUGGUGGAGCUGAAUAUUUUGAUGGACAAGGAACUGGACCAUCUGUUCCAAAAUACCUAAGAUUUGAUGGACCUGUCAGAAAUCGUCAUCUAGGAAAGAGGGAUUGUCUGCUGCUCAUUCGAGACAUAUGGAGGGAAAAAGCCGCACAUGAUGAAUCUAAACCGGAAGGGGAGAAGAGAGACAGUAUGGCCGAUUUCCUGGAUACGUACCUCAGUCGGCGGUUUGCUAUGGAGCAGAUGAAGGUGGAGUGGGGAUACAAUCUACAUGAUGCCUGUCAGAAAUACUCCACUGAUGACAUCAUAGGAUUAUUCUGGGGAGUUUUGGAAAACAAUACUGACGAAGAAAUUUACCAUGAUCAAAUGACCAAGAUAGAACAGCUUUUGAAUCAACUGACAUCCAUUGAUGUUGAAAAGGGAAAUCCAGGCAAGAUUACAAAGGAUGAACUGAGAACUGGUAUACGAACAGUACUGCCGGCAGUGGACGAGGAGGCCAUGGUUGCUCUCAUCAAAGGAGCUGAACUUGAGCUGGAGGCUCAGAAUACCGAUGAUAUUGACUACAAGGAAAUGUUCAAAGAGGAUGAUGAAGGAAGGUUUGGGCCAUUCCUUGAUGAAGUUCUGAAGUGGAUUAAACAAGAUAGAAUCAAUUUUGGAGAGAAUGUAAAACAAAAGCUUGGAGAAAGCAGCAAAGUAGAAGUAGAUGAAAUGAAACAGCUGAUCAUGGGAGCAGCACCUAACUUGGACACACCCCAUUUACUAAAAAUUCUUGCAUGGGUAUUUGAAACAACUCCAGAUAAUGUGCCCAGUGCUGAAGCAGCUGAACUUUCUAAAGCCAUUGAGAGACUACAAAACUGCCAUGUUCCACGAUCAUAGGGUCAACUUUUAGUGAUCCUGGGAAUGAAUGAGAUUACCUGUUUAUUUGAAUGAGAGCGAGUGUGUGAAUGUAUGUAAAGUGCUGUAAUGAAAUUCAGGAUCAUUAGUUUAUCUCUGUGAUGAAAAGUUUUUUUUUUUUUUUUUACAAUGAUUUUGAAUUACAUAUGCUGUUUUAUGAUCAGGAUUAUUGAUGAUCUUAUUGUGUAUUAUCUGUGAUACUUCCUUUUAAUAGAGGUACAUGUACUUAUUAUUAUGUACUUAUGUUCAGUGUUGAAGAAUAAAACAACAUAAAACGAU
Molecule: messenger RNA, 2581 nt
Organism: Ostrea edulis (European flat oyster)
Lineage: Eukaryota; Metazoa; Mollusca; Bivalvia; Ostreida; Ostreidae
Product: translin-associated factor X-interacting protein 1-like
Exons: 15
Coding region: 143-2284 (713 amino acids)
Cellular component (GO): cytoplasm
Source: RefSeq, a predicted model, not a curated record